AUGGUGCUGUUAGGGUUGUUGGACAAUGCGAUGGUAAAAUAUAUUGUUCUUAUGUUUAGUUUGGCGUUGAUCUCUGAGUUUGUGGGAGCUCAGAAUGACACGGAGCCUGUAGUCCUGGAGGGCAAAUGUCUUGUGGUUUGCGACUCUAAUCCGACUACGGAUUGGAAGGGCUCGUCCUCUCCUCUAGGCAUUUCGGUGCGCGCGGCAAACUCCAAGGUGGCUUUUUCUGCGGUCCGGAGCAACAAUCACGAACCGUCGGAGAUGAGUAAUAAAACAAGAAUCAUAUACUUCGACCAAGUUCUUGUGAAUAUAGGCAACUAUUUCACUUUGGAGUCUGUGUUUUUGUCACCCAGAAAAGGGAUCUACAGUUUUAAUUUUCAUGUUAUAAAAGUGUACCAGAGUCAGACUAUACAGGUGAACUUAAUGUUGAAUGGGAAACCUGUCAUCUCAGCUUUUGCGGGUGACAAAGACGUAACUCGAGAGGCAGCCACCAAUGGAGUUCUGCUCUUUUUGGAUAAAGAGGACAAGGUCUACCUUAAACUGGAGAAGGGAAAUCUAGUUGGCGGAUGGCAAUAUUCUACAUUCUCUGGUUUCCUUGUUUUCCCACUGUAAAAAAAGAUAGAAAGCCCCACCGUUCAAAUGACUUUAUCAACAAUGUACUGUCACUGUAUAAUCAAAACAUUUCUACGUCAGUUGGAUCUAGCCAAAGGAUGGAUAAUAUCAUGUUCCGUGUUCAUGGAUUACAACAGAGAGAAGAAAAGAGACAUUGAAAAGCUUUGAUGUUUUAUGGAA
Messenger RNA from Oncorhynchus masou masou (cherry salmon), 792 nucleotides. Its product is annotated as cerebellin-4-like. Lineage: Eukaryota; Metazoa; Chordata; Actinopteri; Salmoniformes; Salmonidae. The record is from RefSeq and is a predicted model, not a curated record. The transcript has 3 exons. Gene Ontology annotation, molecular function: protein binding. Gene Ontology annotation, cellular component: synapse. Bases 1 to 612 code for a protein of 203 amino acids.